CAGGGACGAAUUCGUCAACGCCCGUGCCGUCGCCGACUCCAUGUCCGACGUCGUCCGAUCGUUCGACAGCGAAAAGACUCGAGAUUAUGCAUCUUUCUGGGUGUGUGAGCUUAGAGGAGCUUCCUGCCUCGGUGUUGGAUCUUUCGAAGUUGGAAACCCUCAAUGUGAGUGGCUGCAGCAGCCUAAAGUGGGACAACUUGGAAGAUUAUGUAAACGGCAUCCCAGAACUGAGUACUCGUCAUUCUGACAUCUUACCCAACCUGAAAUUUGUGGACCUAACCAUCACUCUGAUUCAAAUUAUCCCUAGUUUUAUCACUCACUCACCAGUUCUGGAAUUGGACUGCGCCGACUGCACCAAGUUGACCAAAUUUGAAGUCAUCCCAAGCAUGGAAAUAUUAGACUUGACUUAUAGUUUGAUUGAAGAGGUGGUGGAGUUGGAGAAGAUGAAGAAGUUGAAGCACCUCAACCUUUCACAAAACAAGCACCUUAUUCUCAUCUCUGGUGACUUCCCUGAGUCUGGUUCUCUGGAAAUGAUCAACCUGGAAAGUUACACCAAGUUGUCCCGCCUACUUAAUAGCAUUGGUAAUCUAGCGCAUCUGACAAGUCUUGAUCUAAGUUGCACAGCAUUGGAAGAGCUUCCAUCGUCCAUUGGAGAUCUCACCAGACUUUCGGAAUUGCUCUUCGUGGGAAAGCUCCUCCCGCGGACCUUUCCGUACACGGCGAAUGCAUGGAGAGGUUUCGAGCGGCGGUGGCCACUCCCGGCACGAGAACCAAGAGGUUCGUGUUCGAAGGCGGCAAGAUCGCGGCUCUCAGGCGGGGAAUCGAGGAGAGCAGCUGGCGGCAGCCGCUAGUUGCGGAGCUAAGAUUUGAAAUUUCUAAAAACUUAUCUGUAUUUCCAGAAUGGUGAGGUUGUGGGUUCGGAGGUGGCAAAUAAAUGUGUGAUAAUUUUUUUUUCGUUUUUUAUAAUUAUAAUUUUUUUUGUGAUAAUAAUGUGUAAUUUUUGAAAAUUAUUUUUUAUUUUUUAAUUAUUUUUUAUUUGCCACGUCACACAUUUAACAGUCAACUGUCAGAGUUGACCGCCACGUCAGUCAAAGUUAAAGGAGGUUAACGGAGAGUGACCGAACUUGAACUGUUCAACUAAUUCGAGUGACUAUAAAUGGAAUAAAUUAAUUUGAGUGGCAAACGUGAAAUUUUAUAGCAAUUCGAGUGACCAAACUUGCAAUUAAGCCUAUACGAAAUCAUCAGCAUAAACAAGGUCCAUCUCGAUUAGGGCAAGUCAAUAAUAUCAUACAGUAGUCCAUGAUUCAUCAUAUAACACAAAAGUUCAUACACUCUUAAUCAUGCCAUUCUAGUUCACCUAGAUCAAAUCUAAGCAUCAAUAUAAUUAUCGUGAUACGACCAACCCGGUAUGCCGUGCUAAUCCCUCACCAGUUCUGGUCGUUCAACACCGGUUCUAGCCUCCCGUACUAAAACGACAAUUUCACAAACGAACCCCGAAUCAAAAUCCGAGACCGUUCCUGACCGGAGUUAAAUUCAGCGAUCUCGGCUCCGAUCUCAAUAAUAGCCGAAAUUCAUGGAUUAGAACUAGAGGAUUGAUUACCUCGCUGCAGGAAGCUCGUAUAUGAAAUUUGGGCUCAAUCCAGCUUCCGGAUACUCCGAAACCCUAAUUUAGCUUAUCGGGAAUUCAAGAAAUUCCUGAACCAAAAACUCGUUUUAAAGCUCUAAAUCGAUAAAUCACGAUGUAUAGAUGAAUUAGGCAUUACUUACCUAAUUUUUGGAUCACUGGGCUCAAGAAUUUGAGCUUGGAGAAUUUCCUGCUCCCUCUCCCCUGUGCGCCCUGUGCUCUCGGUUUCUCUCGGCCGGAAAAGAAAGAAGAAGAAUUGGAAUGUGAUGGGGAUGGAAAUGGACGGGUAACUUAUAUAUGGCCGCUUAUUAAUAUAUAUAUAUAUAUAUAAAUGGGGAGUUCUACGGUACCCAGGGUGAAAUCCUGGUUACCGCAUACCUUGAGUAAGAAAACACUAUCAUGAACUUGAAUUGACUGAUCUUUCGGACAUGAUACUAUACUCUAACCCUUAAAGAUCAAAAUCUAGGUCUUAACUCUCUAAAUCUUAUACCCCAAGAUCAAUUUAAUUAGAAAAAAUAAUUGACGGUUAUGAUUCGUCCAAAUAUAGGCAAAAAAAUCAAUGCACCAUCUUAGGGUUUAUAGUUUAUGAUUUAUAUAAUUAUGACCUAGGAUUCACUAAUUAAGGGUUAGAGUAUAGUAUCAUGCCCAAAAAUCCUGCUAAUUCGAGGUCUAGAUAGCGUUUUCAUACUCAAGGUAAGCGGUACCCCGAAUUUCACCCGGGUUAUCGUAGAAGGCCCCAUAUAAGAUUUAGAGAGUUAAGACCUAGAUUUUGAUCUUUAAGGGUUAGAGUAUAGUAUCAUGUCCGAAAGAUCAGUCAAUUCAAGUUGAUGAUAGUGUUUUCUUACUCAAGGUAUGCGGUAACCUGGAUUUCACCCUGGGUACCGUAGAACUCGCCAUAAAUAUUAUAUAAUAUAUAUAUGGGUGGUUCUAUCGUACCUUGGGUAAAAUCUAGGGUACGAUAUACCUUGAGCAAGAAAACACUAUCUGGACCUCGAAUUGACGAAAGUUUGACAUCCGAUACUAUUCCCAAACCCUUAAAGAUUAAAAUCUAGGUAUUAAUUCUAUAAAUCUCAUAUAUCAAGAUCAAUUUAAUUAGAAACAAAAAUCGACGGUCAUGAUUCGUCGAAAUAUAUGCAACAAAUUACAUGCACAAUCUUAGGGGUCAGGCUCUAUUAUUAUGAAAACUAAGACCUAGGGUUCACUCAUCAUAGGUUAGGGUAUAGUAUCAUGCCCAAAAAUCUGGUUAAUUAGAGAUCUAGAUAGCGUUUUUUACUCAGGGUAUGUCGUACCCUAAAUUUUACCAAAGGUACAAUAGAAGCCACCAUAUAUAUAUAUAUAUAUAUAUAUAUAUAUAUAUAUAUAAAUAUUAAUACGUAUACUUAUCCGAUCGAUCGAUAAUCAGAUUUUCGCCAAAAUACUAUCAAAACGCUCGAUUUUAAAUCGCGAACUUUCUAGCGAUCGAAAUAUGGGUUUUUACGGAACGGGAUGUUACAAUUCUUAGCAACCCAAAGAUCCCUUAAGUAACUAUGUAACACCUUAGGCAAAUCCCACAUCGACAAAGCACGGGAGAGAUCCAUGGUUCAUAAGUAGGAAACCGGCCUUAACUGACAAGACGCGUUUUGGGGUGUAAUGGAAGAGUUCUUGUGAGAACUCCGAAGUUAAACGUGCUCACUGUGGAGUACAUCAAGGAAGGGUGACCUUAUGGGAAGUCACCUUAAAUUGCACCCCAAGUCGAAAUCCGUGCGGGUGUAGAGGCCCAAAGCGGACAGUAUCUUGUCGGGAAAAGGUUCGGGAUGUUACAAGUGGUAUCAGAGCCUCUCCGCGUCCCUCUUGAACGAUGGUGGGGCAAACCUCAACGAGGACGUUGAGUCCCGAGGGGGGGGGGGUUGUAUGUAACACCUUAGGCGAAUCCCACAUCGACAAAGCACGGGAGAGAUCCAUGGUUCAUAUGUAGGAAACCGACCUUAAUUGACAAGACGCGUUUUGGGGUGAAACGGAUGAGUUCUUAUGAGAACCCCGAAGUUAAACGUGCUUAGUGUGGAGUACAACAAGGAUGGGUAACCUUAUGAGAAGUCACCUUGAAUUGCACCCCAAGUCAAAAUCCGUGCGUUUUGGGGUGAAACGGAUGAGUUCUUGUGAGAACCCCGAAGUUAAAAGUGCUUAGUGUGGAGUACAACAAGGAUGGGUAACCUUAUGAGAAGUCACCUUGAAUUGCACCCCAAGUCAAAAUCCGUGCGUUUUGGGGUGAAACGGAUGAGUUCUUGUGAGAACCCCGAAGUUAAACGUGCUUAGUGUGGAGUACAACAAGGAUGGGUAACCUUAUGAGAAGUCACCUUGAAAGCACCCCAAGUCAAAAUCCGUGCGGGUGUAGAGGCCCAUAGCGGACAGUAUCUUGUCGGGAAAAGGUUCGGGGUGUUACAAGUGGUAUCAGAGCCUCUCUGCAUCCCUCUUGAACGAUGGUGGGGCAAACCUCAACAAGGCCGUUGAGUCCCAAGGGGGGGGGGGAUAUGUAACACCUUAGGCAAAUCCCAUAUCGACAAAGCACGUGAGAGAUCCAUGGUUCAUAAGUAGGAAACCGGCCUUAACCGACAAGAGGCGUUUUGGGGUGUAAUGGAAGAGUUCUUGUGAGAACUCCGAAGUUAAACGUGCUCAGUGUGGAGUACAUCAAUGAUGGGUGAAUUUAUGGGAAGUCACCUUGAAUUGCACCCCAAUUCGAAAUCCGUGCGGGUGUAGAGGCCCAAAGCGGACAGUAUCUUGUCGGGAAAAGGUUCAGGAUGUUACAAUAUGUGUAUAUGUUGUGUAACUGUGUUAAUUGUGACGAUUAUGGUAUGUAUAAGUAUGGUAUGCAGUCGUGGAGUAUGAAAAGUGUGACUAUGGCUAAGAAAAGCCAAUGCAUAUGGUUGUGAGUAUAUAUGUUUGUGAUGAAUUAUUUUGCAGGAUAAGUUGCAAGAACUGUUACCCAUUACGCGAGUAAUUCAUGUCGAAAUUUUAUUUGGGUAAAUUUUGAUAAUUAAUGUAACACCCGAGAUUAAUUCCGCUGUAAUUGCAUGAACAAUAUGAUUAGGCAAAGCGUAUAGGGUAGGGUGUUACAAAAUACAUACAAAUUGUAUACUAAUUAGGGGUAGAUGAAGAAGGUAAAGAAAGAAAUAAAGAAAGAGUUAUGGAAGAUGAGUGAAAAAUGAAAUAAAGAGGAAGUAGAUGAUGGAAAGGUUUUGACCAAUUCUUUUAGUUAGCCGUCAAUACAACAUUCAACAAUCUUCACCGUAGCAAUUUAUUGACACUUGCUAAUGUAGAUGUCGUCUAUUUUGUUACAUUUAGUUAGUAGAAAUUUGUUUAGUACCCCGUAAAUGUACUAAAUAAGUUUAUAAAAUCGCUCUUACAAUAUAUUAGAGUCGUCUCUCCUUUAUCAUUUAUUUAAUAUUUCAUGUAAUGAGCAAAUAUAAAAUGGUCGAAUCUUCUCCUACAGUUGAGUGAUACAGCAUCUUGUAUGGUACAAACUAAUUUUUUUUUUGUUAUGGUGGAUUGGAUUCAUGGAUUGAUUCAAAAGAAUUGGUGGAUUGGAUUCAUGGAUUCAAGUGAAAUCUAAACAUUGAACCAAUAUGUAAAUUUACAAAAAUUGUAGGUACCAAAAUCUCAUAAAAUUUAGAUACCAAAAUAUAAUUGUUCAAUGAUUUUACAUUAAAAUUAAAUUGGGGUAUCAAAAUAUAAAAUGUGUAUUAUAGUGACUAAAUUGUAAUUUAAUUAAAUUUGGGGUAUCAAAAUGUAAAAUGCACAACUGCCCAAUCAGCUUGCAAGUUUAGGCAACAGUAUACCAACUUCAAGUUUAUAUAUAUUAAUGAUUCUCGUCUACAACCUUAAUCGUAUGUCAUGAGACAUUUAUCUAUUCUAGGUUAAUUUGUCAACUAAACACCAACAUAAGGAUUUUAGACUUCUUGAUAUAUAAGCCAGAAGAAUUGCAUUUCAUUACAAAGGAAGUGUUGAUCAGGUUUAUGAAUGAAAAAAGGAUGCAAUAUUUUGGUAUUGUCCAAAUCCAAUUUAUUAUGAGUAAAAUUAAGUAUUAGUAAUUUUAUAUUUGGGCAACACCAAAACCCAAUUUUUUCGUUUGGGUUUAAUUGGACUCAUAUUGUUGGAAGUCCGAGAGAGAAUUGCUACAUGAUUAUAAUAUGCUUUUUGUCUUAUUUUUUGUUAUGAAACAAAUAGAAAGACGAAAACACAUACAUUAAAGGUGUAUAAUUUGAUUGUAGAUAGUUAGUGAACAAUUUUGCUAUGAUGCCCAUAGCGUUUUUAAUGUGCAUGUGCUCAAAGAGCACUCAUUGGACCACGUUGCCCAAGCUGAAUUUGUGUGGCCAGGAAUUGCUGGCCUAGGGUGGCCUAAAGAGAAGAGCGGAGAUGUCAAGGGGAAUUGAGCCGAGGGAAGGGCGGCUGGAUUUGGUGGAGUCGGCAGUUGGAAAUUUGAAACUUGAUUUUUUUUUUUUUGAAAAUUGAGAAAAAAGAUCCUUAACUGUCCACUCCAACCGUCCUCCACUCCUCUCUUUCUUUCUCUCCUUUACCCACAAACCACCCACAAAGAUUUCAAACGACGAGGAAAGAGGUAGGCGACCGACGACCAUGAAUUUCCAGGAGGAAGGCGACAACGAGGAAGGAGGCGAUGAGAAAGAGGUCGACCAAGAAAGCUUUGGCAAGGAAGAUCGAUCCAUCGAGUUCUCCCUAGUUCGGUCGAAGAACGAUUGGUUACCACCGAUGAAGAAUCUCCCUCUGUCCCUCGCUUUCUCAGUAUGGUUUUUUCCCUUCAAUUGAAUUUUCUAGAUUUCUCUUGGGGUGUUUAGGGUUUCCUGAAUACGAGUUUGAGGUUUUUCUGGUAAAAUUAAAGAUUGAGUCAAAAUGAAGUGUCUGCUUUAUAAUAUGAAUUGUUUGGAGUUGAGGGAAUGUUUAGUUUACUAUGGGUUUGGCUUCUUGCUUAGAGUUAGAAUCACUAGAAGUAAUUGAAUCCAAUGAUUUUUGUGUUCUAGGUAUACCUGGUUAGGUGGUAGUUGUUUCCUGAAUCCUCCAUUGGGUUGAAUACUACUUGUAUGGUAGUUGAUUACUACCUUUGUGUAUAGAGUUUUCAGAAUACUAAUUAUGUGGAUUACGAAUAUUGGUAGUGAUGUUUUUAUGUACUACUGGGUGUUUACUUUCGUGAAUAAUAGUUAUGUUCAUUUUGAAUAGAGUAAAUAAUAGCAUUUUAU
Molecule: messenger RNA, 6849 nt
Organism: Linum trigynum
Lineage: Eukaryota; Viridiplantae; Streptophyta; Magnoliopsida; Malpighiales; Linaceae
Source: the annotation of a GenBank genome assembly